UACCGCCAGAACAACUUGGCACUCAACAAUAUUUACAUUCAACCGUCUGCUGCCCCGUUGCCAGACGUUGUAUCCAGCCACAUGGAUACAGUACGCGCCAAGCGGGACUCCCCGGGGCUGUCAUCCGAUGAAAUGAACCAGGUCGUGGGCCACCUGGACCUUCUUGCAGAGGGAUGCGACGAGGACGACGUGGUGACCUUCCUUAACGAUACAAUAUUUCCUAACAGCAAACUGACCCGGCCUAUGGACCUGCCCUCCAGCGCUCUCAUGUCGCAGCAUCUCGUCCCCUCCAAUCCUGUUAGUCCGUACAGAGUUACUCAACCCGAACCAGACAGGUUGUAUGGGUACUCGGGGAACCCUAAUGCGGCGUUUACACAGCCACAAUUACUGGCUCAAGCUACACUCCAUCCAAAAAUCCCACACCAUUCGGCGGCAACGUCACAGGGCCUUCGGUUUCCCUUCUUCGCCAUCGAAUUCAAAGCCGCCGGAGGUACGCGAGGUGACCUCUGGGUUGCCACAAAUCAGUGUGCGGGCGCUUCAGCAGCCUGCCUCAACGCUGUCGAGCAGUUGAACACCUCACUUCGAGAGUACAGCGCACAGAGUGUCGACAACUUGGCCUAUUGCAUUGCUAUAGAUAAUAAUGUUGCCCAGCUGUAUAUCUCGUGGAAGGAAGGUAAUUUGAACUAUUAUCUCCAGCGGGUUGAUGCUUUCCUGUUGUCAAGCCCAGAGCAUUUUAAGAACUUUCGCAAUCAUGUGCGAAACAUUCUUGAUUGGGGAAAGGAUGGGCGUCUGACGCGGAUUGGGGACGCCUUAGAUAUCAUC
This is a messenger RNA of Lasiosphaeria miniovina, 822 nucleotides long. RefSeq lists its product as uncharacterized. The transcript is spliced from 2 exons. The record is from RefSeq and is a predicted model, not a curated record. The annotation marks the transcript as partial. NCBI's taxonomy places the organism in Eukaryota, Fungi, Ascomycota, Sordariomycetes, Sordariales, Lasiosphaeriaceae.